Polychytrium aggregatum is the source of this 1629-nucleotide messenger RNA. RefSeq names its product TPR repeat protein. Gene Ontology annotation, molecular function: protein binding. Lineage: Eukaryota; Fungi; Chytridiomycota; Chytridiomycetes; Polychytriales. The record is from RefSeq and is a predicted model, not a curated record. The transcript has a single exon. The coding region runs from base 107 to 1132 and encodes 341 amino acids.
GGCGGCCCAACAGGGAAAUGCAGCUGCCCAAUCCAAUCUCGGCAACUGCUAUUACAACGGCGGCGGGGUCGACCGGGACUACUCCAAGGCUAUCGAGUGGUAUAUUAUGGCCGCCAAUCAAGGUAAUGCAUCCGGACAGGGCUAUCUCGGUGACUGCUACUAUUUCGGGAAUGGGGCAGUACAAGACUAUACCAAGGCGUUCGAGUGGUAUACCAGAUCGGCCAGCCAAGGAAACCCCAAUGGCCAGAGCGGCCUCGGUCUUUGCUACUACAGUGGUAGCGGCGUUAGCCAGGAUUACGUCCAGGCUUUCAGGCUGUUCACAAAGUCGGCCAACAAGGGCAAUGUGUUUGGCCAGCAUGCCCUUGGCCGUUGCUAUUACAGCGGCAACGGUGUCGACAGGAACUAUUCCAAAGCUGUGGAGUGGUUCACCAAGGCCGCCAAUCAAGGCCAUGCUUCCAGUCAAGAUGAUCUCGGUGACUGUUGCUAUCACGGCAAUGGUGUCGACCAAGACUAUUCCGAGGCAUUCGAGUGGUACUCUAAAUCGGCCAAACAGGGCAAUGCUUCCGGCCAGAACGGUCUCGGUCUCUGCUACGAGUACGGUUAUGGCGUCGCCCAAAGCUGGACCCAAGCAUUCGAGUGGUAUACAAAGGCGGCCCAACAGGGAAAUGCAGUUGCCCAAGUAAAUCUUGGUCUUUGUUACUACAACGGCACCGGAAUCGACCGGGAAUACUCCAAGGCUGUGGAAUGGUUCACCAAGGCCGCUAAUCAGGGAAACUCCUAUGGUCAGGAUAAUCUCGCAGAGUGCUAUUACACGGGGAACGGUGUCGACCAAGACUAUGCCAGGGCUGUUGAGUGGUACAGCAGGUCGGCCAACCAGGGAAGUCCGGACGCUCAGAACAACCUGGGUACUUGCUACUACAAUGGCAGUGGCGUCAGUCGGGACCCCGUAAAAGCUGUCGAGUGGUACAUUAAGGCUGCCCAUCAAGGAAAUGCAAACGCUCAAUUCAACCUUGGGCUGUGCUACCAGUUGGGCCAAGGAGCGGCCAAGAAUGGGGAGACGGCUCGAUACUGGCUCCAACUGGCCGCAGAUCAGGGCCACACCCAGGCCCAAGACAAACUGGACGAGUUCUGAUGGCCUUUACACAACGUGCAACCGGUAACAAUCACCGGGGGGCCGUGCGGGCAGUAUAGUUGUUUCGGGCUACACAAUUGGAUUACACCGCUCGACAAUCUCGUCCUUGGCUGCCCCGAGGAUGUAAUGUCGAGUCCGUGGAUCAAGAUAUGCGAUUGUUAUGGUGUAGAAUUGUUUUGUAUAUUGGUUCAUUGGCUGUCCAGUACGGCAUCAUUCGGCAAUUGGUACUACAUGUCAGCCACCCUGCAAGCCCACUGUUUGGUAUCUUGGUGCCUGGGAUGGCGUUGGUGGCGAGUAGUUUGCUUGGCGGCUCUGCUUGCAUGUUCGGUCGUGUGGUAUGGCAUCCGCGAGCGCCGUCAAGGUGAGGGCCACUGGCCGAGUUUUAUAAGGCUGUUGAUGGCCAUUUGAUAUCCCUGGUCGGCGGACUUGCGGUACCAGAAGACGGCGGUGUCGAUGUCUGCGUCAACACCCCAUCCAUCCUUAUAGCAGUCGCCGAG